Messenger RNA from Protopolystoma xenopodis, 1791 nucleotides. The record is from the annotation of a GenBank genome assembly. Lineage: Eukaryota; Metazoa; Platyhelminthes; Monogenea; Polystomatidea; Polystomatidae.
AUGAACUACGUUGAAGGAAAGCGGCUGCGCCUCGAUUCCGAGGGCAAUUCUUCUGAGGCUGGCUACACGGGAUCCAUAGCUUUUGCAAACAGUACAUACUAUCUACCCUAUCUGGCUCAUGCAGCUUCGCUUUCCUAUCCUAUGCUGUCGCGGCCUCGAUCUAAGCCGACUACGCUGGCUAGGAAGUCUAAUUUCUACAGUCGAGCAACACGGUCGCCACUUAGAAACCAUCCUGUAGAAGGUCAAGUUGCGUCUGUUGCCGAAGUAUCUAUAAAUGCGGAUGUUGAUUCAAAAAUGACAGCCUCCCAAGCCCUUCAGUUUGCCUCUCUCGCUCUCCCCUCCCCGUCUUUCUCGUUGGUAAAUAUUUCAUCCCAUGGCACCCCUAAUGACCACCUUCCUGCCCAUACCGCUCUUUCAAGCGAUAAUCUGACAAAUACAGAUUCAGAUCAUUCCAUCUCCAAUAAUCCUGCCAGUAAAAUCAACAUUAAACUAAACUCAUCCCAGAAUACAGUCACAACUCGGCCUGAAGACUUCCGGCGAACAGAAGUUGCAGCUACGGCUACGGCAGCAGCAGAGGCUGCGGCAGCAGUUGCGGCUUCUUCAACUUCCGGUUCCGGACCGAAGCGUACUACCUUUGAACAGCUGGAGCUGGCUGACCUGGCUGAGCAAGUUUUACCAGCUGGUCCUCGCCUCGAGGACCAAGAUUGUCGUGAAUUAGAACGGCGGCUCAUGGAGUUACUUGAGGAGGAUGAGGAAUUAACUCGCAAAAAGCAGAUUUUAACCGAACUUGCCCUUCGUGAGGCCGAAGUUGCUCGUAAGCGCCAAGAAUUGCAUCGACUGGAGCGUAAUCUAAAGUCGGCUCGCCGCCUUAAACAGGAUGACCUGGCGACUGAGUCAUCUACGAGCAGGCAGAAUAAGAGGGACAACCCAAACCCUGGUCUUCACGAAAUGGCUGGUAAGCAGAUGUGCCAACGCACUGGUCAACCUGGCCCCGCUCCUGUACGAGAACAUCUUUCGAACAGAACAGACAAAAUCAAUCAAGAAGUGAAAAGCACUCGGGAUUUGACUGAUGAGUCGAGUUCCAGAAAGGAAAAAGCCGACUGUGAUGAUCGCCUUCGAGGCAUGAAGUCCCAACAACACAACCAGCCGGGUUCAGUAGGGAGCCCUGAGAGCCAACUCUGUAAUAAUCCUGUUGAUAGUUCGCUAGAAGGCGAGAAUGAGUUGCUAAUCCUCUCAAUCGCUAAUAGCGAUACGGAAAGCUUGGAAGAGAAGCAGUCCGUUUCUAAUACAAAUACGGACACAACUUCCUCUGACGCACUCUCUCCUAUAUCUGCCGCUCGUAACAGUGAUAAACCUCGUAGUGAAGCUUCCAGUAUACUGAUGCAUAGUCGCAGUCUACGAACCCGACAGAAUGGACUGCCACUCCUCUCACUCCGAGUGGCUGGCUCAUCUGUUGGCCUGGCUUCUGGUGCACUUGCCCAUUACUCACGUCCGCCUGCUUUGAUGUCGCUACACUUGCCAGUGGCCAGUAGACACCCACGACCUGCUACCUCCUUGAUCGUGACGCCUCCUAUACAGCCCACCCAACAUUCACCUGUGGACCGACCACCUGUAUCCAUCAGUUACUAUGUUCCACCUGAAGCCAAACGCCCUGUUCCUGGACCACGAAAUCUUAUUGACACACUUUCUUACAACCGUGAACUAUUCACCGGUCCUAAAACUGAACCUACAACAUCUAUACCAAUGCCCGGCAGACAUACCUCCUUGCUCGGGCCGCCCAAGUUGCCAUGA